CGACCCUAAGCAGCAGCUUUGAAGCCCGAGCUACUGAACUCAGCAGCUCCAACCCAACUCGGCUUAAGUCAGCCUUUCCAAAUCCGAUUGGAGACUCUCAGCUUCCUGGGUUAGUCUCAGCUCUCUGAUCCUAGCAUCCUCUUCAAUUACAACUAGAAUGCUGUGGCAGGCACUUCGCAGAUUUGGUCGAAAGCUGGUACGGAGACGUACACUGGAGCCAGGCAUGAAUGAGACUCGCCUUGCCAGAUGCCUGAGCACUCUGGACUUAGUGGCCCUGGGUGUGGGCAGCACAUUGGGUGCAGGUGUAUAUGUCCUGGCUGGUGAAGUGGCCAAAGAUAAAGCAGGACCAUCCAUUGUGAUCUCCUUUUUGGUGGCUGCUCUGUCUUCCGUGUUGGCUGGCCUGUGCUAUGCCGAGUUUGGUGCCCGGGUCCCCCGUUCUGGUUCUGCAUAUCUCUACAGCUAUGUCACUGUUGGUGAACUCUGGGCCUUCACCACUGGCUGGAAUCUCAUCCUCUCCUAUGUCAUCGGUACAGCCAGUGUGGCCCGUGCCUGGAGUUCUGCUUUUGACAACCUGAUUGAGAACCGCAUCUCUCAGGCUCUAAAGGCGUCCAUCUCACUGCAUGUGCCACAUUUCCUUGCAGAAUAUCCAGACUUCUUUGCUUUGGGUCUUGUGUUGCUGCUCACGGGAUUGCUGGCUCUGGGGGCUAGUGAGUCCGCCCUGGUUACCAAAGUGUUCACAGGGGUGAACCUUUUGGUUCUUGGUUUUAUCAUCAUCUCUGGCUUCAUUAAGGGAGACCUGCACAACUGGAAUCUCAAUGAAGAGGAUUACGAAUUGACCAAGGCUGGACUCAAUGACACCCAUAGCUUGGGCCCUCUGGGCUCUGGAGGAUUUGUGCCCUUUGGCAUCCAGGGGAUUCUCCGUGGAGCUGCUACCUGUUUCUAUGCAUUUGUUGGUUUCGACUGUAUUGCUACCACUGGGGAAGAGGCCCAGAAUCCACAGCGUUCCAUCCCCAUGAGCAUUGUGAUCUCACUGUUUGUCUGCUUUUUGGCAUACUUUGGUGUCUCUUCGGCACUCACCCUCAUGAUGCCUUACUACCAACUCCAGCCUGAGAGCCCGUUGCCUAAUGCUUUUCUCCAUGUUGGAUGGGAUCCUGCCCGCUAUGUUGUGGCUGUUGGCUCACUCUGUGCUCUUUCUACUAGCCUCUUGGGCUCUAUGUUCCCCAUGCCUCGGGUGAUCUAUGCGAUGGCAGAGGAUGGUCUCCUGUUCCGUGUCCUGGCUAAGAUCCACACCAGCACACAUACCCCCAUCAUGGCCACUGUGGUCUCUGGCAUUGUUGCUGCAUUCAUGGCAUUCCUCUUUGAACUCACUGAUCUUGUGGACCUCAUGUCAAUUGGGACCCUGCUUGCUUACUCUCUGGUGUCCAUUUGUGUUCUCAUUCUCAGGUAUCAGCCUGACCAGGAAAUGAAGUCUGGGGAAGAGGAAGUGGAGUUGCAGGAGGAAAAGAUUCCUGAAGCAGAGAAGCUAACCCUCCAGGGACUAUUUUGCCCACUCAACUCUGUCCCUACUCCACUCUCUGGCCAAAUUGUCUAUGUUUGCUCCUCAUUGCUUGCUCUACUGCUGACUGUCCUUUGCCUGGUGCCAUUUCCACUGCUUUCUGAAGACCCAGUGUGGGUGACAGUGGUUGCACUGCUCCUGAUGCUUAUUAUUGGAACGACUGUGGUCAUCUGCAGACAGCCACAGAACUCCAGUCCCCUUCACUUUAAGGUGCCUGCUGUGCCUUUCCUCCCACUAGUGAGCAUCUUUGUGAAUGUUUACCUUAUGAUGCAGAUGACAGCUGGUACCUGGGCCCGAUUUGGGGUCUGGAUGCUGAUUGGGUUUGCUAUCUACUUCAGCUAUGGGAUCCAGCACAGCCUGGAAGAAGUUAAGCGUGACCAACCCCUACCCAAGUCAAAGGCCAAAACUGUAGACCUUGAUCUCAGCAAUCCAUGUGUCCACUCAAUUUGACAUAAUCACAACCAAGUGCUGGCUGGUCCCCCUGCACAAUAAUGGAGAGUACUCUUGAUCCCAUGGAGAGCUAGCCCUCCCAUAUCAUGUCGGUGGGGGUUACUAAUAGAACUCUGUAUUUAUUGUGGAGUGAAGGAUGUGUCUUUGCUGUUUCUCAUCUAUAUUUUUUUUACUUGUAUACUUUUAAAUGGUCUCUGUAGUUGCUUACUGGCUUUAAA
Sciurus carolinensis (gray squirrel) is the source of this 2223-nucleotide messenger RNA. It is a transcript of the gene Slc7a3, whose product is annotated as solute carrier family 7 member 3. The transcript has 12 exons. The record is from RefSeq and is a predicted model, not a curated record. Gene Ontology annotation, molecular function: amino acid transmembrane transporter activity. NCBI's taxonomy places the organism in Eukaryota, Metazoa, Chordata, Mammalia, Rodentia, Sciuridae. The coding region runs from base 158 to 2005 and encodes 615 amino acids. Gene Ontology annotation, biological process: transmembrane transport; amino acid transport. Gene Ontology annotation, cellular component: plasma membrane.